Penicillium diatomitis is the source of this 600-nucleotide messenger RNA. Its product is annotated as peptidyl-tRNA hydrolase domain protein. Gene Ontology annotation, biological process: mitochondrial translational termination. Bases 1 to 600 code for a protein of 199 amino acids. Gene Ontology annotation, molecular function: translation release factor activity. Lineage: Eukaryota; Fungi; Ascomycota; Eurotiomycetes; Eurotiales; Aspergillaceae. The record is from RefSeq and is a predicted model, not a curated record. The transcript is spliced from 2 exons. Gene Ontology annotation, cellular component: mitochondrial large ribosomal subunit.
AUGCGGCUCCGACCACAGUGGUAUACGCGUGCUGGGUGGCGCGACACACCGUCUCUCGUUUUCGCACGCCCAAGUGUGCCUCGAGUCGGAGGACAGGCAGCAAAAUUUGCAUCCGCGAGGUCAUCUGACCCUCUCGACCCUCAGGACGUCGAGCUAGCCCGAACGUGGCUGAAAGCCUUCCAGUCCGGCGCGCAGUCCAUUCCCCGCCAGCUCGGCCAGAUCUCCUUCAGCCGGUCGAGCGGUCCUGGCGGUCAAAACGUGAAUAAGUCGGUGCAAGCCCUGAUCCACCUGCACUUGCUCCCAUCACACUGCUCCCUCGGUGCCAUCAGGAAUGUGGUCAAUUCAAAAGCCACUCUCAAAGUACCGCUGUCCGCAUUGUUCCCUCUGGUGCCGCCUCUGUUACAUCCCCAGCUUCGUGCCUCGCGCUAUGCCACCGAGCGGUCGCAGGCGCUGGUCAUUCAGUCGGAUGAGUCGAGGCAGCAGUCAACCAACGUGGACGCAUGUUAUGCGAAACUGAAUCAGCUUCUCAUCAGCUCGGCAAGGGACACCAUUCCCGGGGUGACUUCUCAGGUUCAAAAGGACCGCGUGACUAAAUUGUAG